UCUAUAAAAGCAUACCUGGAUCUAUUCAAACCUCAGUCGCAUUCGAGCUUUUAAGCUGUCUCUUUUCUGUCUUUUGUGAGCAGUAGUGAUCAACCACAACAGACAACAUGUGUGACGACGAUGUUGCGGCUCUUGUCGUUGACAACGGUUCCGGUAUGUGCAAAGCCGGAUUCGCCGGUGAUGACGCACCCCGUGCCGUCUUCCCAUCCAUCGUUGGUCGCCCCAGGCAUCAGGGAGUGAUGGUCGGUAUGGGUCAAAAAGACUCAUACGUAGGAGAUGAAGCCCAAAGCAAAAGAGGUAUCCUCACUUUGAAAUACCCCAUUGAGCACGGUAUCAUCACCAACUGGGAUGAUAUGGAGAAGAUCUGGCAUCACACCUUCUACAAUGAAUUGCGUGUGGCCCCCGAGGAGCACCCAGUCCUUCUUACUGAAGCCCCCUUGAACCCCAAGGCCAACAGGGAGAAGAUGACCCAGAUCAUGUUUGAAACCUUCAACACCCCCGCCAUGUAUGUUGCCAUCCAAGCUGUGCUCUCCCUGUACGCUUCCGGUCGUACCACCGGUAUCGUCUUGGACUCUGGAGAUGGUGUCACCCACACCGUACCCAUCUACGAAGGUUACGCUCUUCCCCAUGCCAUCCUCCGUUUGGACUUGGCUGGUCGCGACUUGACCGACUACCUCAUGAAGAUCUUGACCGAAAGAGGUUACUCAUUCACCACCACCGCUGAAAGGGAAAUUGUCCGUGACAUCAAGGAGAAACUUUGCUAUGUCGCCCUCGACUUCGAACAGGAAAUGGCCACCGCUGCCGCUUCCACCUCUUUGGAAAAGAGCUACGAAUUGCCUGAUGGACAGGUCAUCACCAUCGGUAACGAGAGAUUCCGUUGCCCUGAAGCCUUGUUCCAGCCUUCCUUCUUGGGUAUGGAAUCUUGCGGUAUCCACGAAACCGUCUACAACUCCAUCAUGAAGUGCGAUGUUGACAUCAGGAAGGACUUGUACGCCAACACCGUUCUUUCCGGAGGUACCACCAUGUACCCUGGUAUUGCUGACCGUAUGCAGAAGGAAAUCACCGCCCUUGCUCCAUCCACCAUCAAGAUCAAGAUCAUUGCUCCCCCAGAAAGGAAAUACUCCGUAUGGAUUGGUGGCUCCAUCUUGGCUUCCCUGUCCACUUUCCAACAGAUGUGGAUCUCCAAACAAGAAUACGACGAAUCCGGCCCUGGAAUCGUCCACCGCAAGUGCUUCUAAGCAAUUUAAUUAUUGCAUUUCUAAGAUAUUUCUUUACAUGUUGUUUCUACUGUAUUCCAUCUGCAGUACUAAUAAUGCGACCGUGGUUGUACUGCCAGACAGACAUUUUUUACAAGAACACCUUGUAUAUACUUAACAUCUUUUGAACAUUUACCUUAUUUGUUAAUAUUUACUUACUGUAAUUAUACUUUUAUUACAAGGCAGGUCAAUAAAGCCUCUCUUAGUAAUA
Dendroctonus ponderosae (mountain pine beetle) is the source of this 1467-nucleotide messenger RNA. RefSeq names its product actin, muscle. Gene Ontology annotation, biological process: mitotic cytokinesis. Lineage: Eukaryota; Metazoa; Arthropoda; Insecta; Coleoptera; Curculionidae. The record is from RefSeq and is a predicted model, not a curated record. The transcript has a single exon. Bases 108 to 1238 code for a protein of 376 amino acids.